Molecule: messenger RNA, 2660 nt
Organism: Xyrauchen texanus (razorback sucker)
Lineage: Eukaryota; Metazoa; Chordata; Actinopteri; Cypriniformes; Catostomidae
Product: E3 ubiquitin-protein ligase znrf3-like
Exons: 8
Coding region: 271-2655 (794 amino acids)
Biological process (GO): ubiquitin-dependent protein catabolic process; negative regulation of canonical Wnt signaling pathway; Wnt receptor catabolic process
Molecular function (GO): frizzled binding; ubiquitin protein ligase activity
Source: RefSeq, a predicted model, not a curated record
CCCAGCGAAGCACAAGCGAGCGCGCGAGCAAUGCGAUAGUCCAGGCUGCAAUGGUGAAAUAAGCCACGACAUUCAUUUGAAGGACAAACUUUUGUUUUUAAUGAUUAGAAUUCUAAUUUCGCAUCAUUCUUUGCGGUUUAUUUUUGUUGUUGGUGGUUGUAUUUUUUUCGCGAGGGAGCUCUCGCUCUCUCAAAUCUGAUUUCUGAAUCGAUACUUUUUUUGAAGACACUUGGUAAUUAUGUUCGGAUCGGCGCUUAUCCAGCCGGCAAGAUGAUAUUUUCACCGAGGAGUCCGUUCGCUCGUGGUGCUGAUUCGGUGGUCUUGGUGUUGUUUUGGGUCUUGGGAAGCGUCCUAGCCAAGGAUACUGCCUUUGUGGAAGUUGUGCUUUUUGAGUCGAGCCCAAAUGGUGAUUAUACUACUUACACGACAGGUUUGCAGGGACGCUUCUCCAAAGCCGGAGCCACUAUCAGCGCCGAGGGCGAGAUCGUGCAAAUGCACCCAUUGGGGCUGUGUAACAACAACGAUGAAGAGGAUUUGUAUGAAUAUGGCUGGGUGGGCGUGGUCAAACUGGAGCAGCCCGAGUUGGACCCUAGCUGUCUCACUGUACUGGGCAAGGCGAAGAGAGCUGUUCAGAGAGGAGCCACGGCUGUUAUAUUUGAUGUCUCAGAAAAUCCAGAUGCCAUCGAUCAGCUGAAUCAGGUUAUGGAGGACCCUCUUAAGAGGCCAGUGGUCUAUGUCAAAGGAGCAGAUGCGGUUAAACUGAUGAACAUUGUCAACAAGCAGAAAGUUGCACGUGCCAGAAUACAACACCGGCCUCCAAGGCCAACAGAGUAUUUUGACAUGGGAAUCUUCCUGGCAUUCUUUGUUGUGGUGUCUCUGGUCUGCCUAAUCCUCCUCAUCAAGAUAAAGCUCAAGCAAAGACGCAGCCAGAGUUCCAUGAACCGGAUGGCCAUUCAGGCCCUGGAAAAGAUGGAAACACGCAAGUUCAAGGCUAAAGUCAAAGGUCAGCGCGAGCUCAGCUGUGGAGCAUCAGACUCGCUGAGCAGUAGUUCCACAUCAGACUGUGCCAUCUGCCUUGAGAAAUACAUCGAUGGAGAGGAGUUGAGGGUGAUUCCUUGUGCACACCGCUUUCAUAAGAAAUGUGUUGACCCUUGGCUACUGCAGCACCACACCUGUCCACACUGCAGGCACAACAUCAUUGAGCAAAAAAAGGGAACCCCUAGCGCUGUUUGCCUUGAUCCAGGUAACCCAGUCCACAGCCGCCAGCAGAGAGUCGUCCUUCCUGUUCAUUACCCAGGAAGAGUGCAACGAGCUGGGCAAGUGACGGCCUACCCUACACGCACCAGCAUGGACCCCCAUGGCAACCCCAUCACUGUUCUUACAGUAGACCCCCAUCCCGAGCCGGGCCUUUAUCCUUCACAAUCUUCCUUUAUACAGGGUUACCCAGCUCUCCAUCUGGACCACACUCUGAACCCUCACCAUUGUGGCCUGGAGCACCGUGGCCCUGGCUAUCCACAAACCCAUACUUUUAAGCGGCCCAAAUUCCAUGGACGCAACUUUUCUCGUGCUGCCUGCUUUUCCCAGUACGAAACCAUGUACCAGCAUUACUAUUUUCAAGGCUUGACCUUUCCUCAGCCCGAAGGCCAGCCUGGAAAUAGGCUCCACAAGGCUCACAAUCGACCCUUCCCACCAGGACUCUUGUAUCCUACUGUGGUGCACAUGGCACCAGCUGCCUCUUCCCGAAUUGGGGACUCAGGAAGCACCUCUGGACUAAGUUGUUACCACGGGCACCGCACUGUGUGUAGUGGUUAUCUUGCGGACUGUCCUGGAAGUGACAGCAGCAGCAGCUCGGGUCAGUGCCACUGCUCCUCAAGUGACUCAAUGUUGGAUUGUACGGAAGUCAGCAACCAGGGUGUCUAUGGGAGCUGCUCGACGUUCCGUAGUUCGCUAAGCAGCGAUUACGAUCCUUAUGUGUACCGCAGUAAGAGUCCUUGUCGGGGAUCUGCUGGGGAGGCUGGGACAGUGUUUCCUGCCACCGCUCCAGCUGAUGACACUUCGGCCCCUGUAUCAGGGAUGAUGGACUGCCUACAGCCUCCUUUUGAAGCUUGUUACAGUUCUGGGGACCAGAUGUCCAACUGCAGCCUGGAGCCCAACUGUAGUAGCCACUCUUCAGUGGAAACCAGGGAACUUACUAGCACUACCUCAGCUGAGCCCAUAGAGGGCACUGCAGCAGAACGGAAGCAUCCAUGCUGCUUCUACACAGAGAUGACUGUACACCACGGAAGUGCUAGUCAUUAUGCUGAAGACUGUUCAGUUAACAUACAGUAUGCCCAGACAGACACUGACAGCUGCAUGGGACAGGGUUGCUGCGAACAUGCUCAGCGAAUACCCAUAAUUCCUGAGGAUACAGACUGUGAAUUUGGCUUUGGUCCAGAACCACAAACGAGUUUGCUCCCUCCUAGAUUUACCGUAGAGAGGGAGGAGAGGACUUCUGAGGAGACUUGUGACUUAUUUUACCCCUCAGGACAAUGUAGAGGUCAAAUUUAUCCGCAGCCACUAGCUGAAGAGACGAGAGCACUAUUUCCCUCCCAGUGUAAUACCGUGUCUGAAACACAAGAGGGCGGCAAAGCAUCUUUUGAUGGGUCAGGACUCUGAUAGAG